AUGAUGAAUCGAGAAGGAAGUGACACGACAGCGUCUCGCGUCUGGCAAGCCUGCGUCAAUUGCCGACGGAAAAAACAUCUCACUGUUAUGCAGAUCAAAUGCGAUGGAAAAGACCCCUGUCACAAUUGUAGCUCGCGCGAACUCUUGUGCGAUUAUCCAGGUAGCAAUGACAACGCAUCUAAUAGUCGCAGUUAUGUUGCAUUACACGAGGCAAGGAUUCAGCAGCUCGAAGAGCUUUGCCAAAAUCUACAGGUCAUUACAACACAGCUUACACAAGCAAUCGAAAAGAUUCCUCAAGGAUACAGCGUAAACGCUUCUUGUCAACAUGCGUGUAAUCGAGGCGAAAUUAUUCAUUCACACCCGUACGACAAUUCGGGCCACCUGGAUACAUCACCAGCAACUGGAACGAUUGAGACGUCACAUGGUUUACCAGCAGAGACUGACCCUCACGAGGAGGCUGCGAAUUCCAGAGCAGGAUCCCAUCAAAGAGAGGACGACGUUGAUGGAAAUGGUCAGGCUGGCUCUUCCACGAGCCCCUUUGGAUCCUUGAUCCAGGAUAGCUCCGGGAAUUCAAGGUUUAUUGGAGGGGCGAGUAACGAAUUCUUGGUUCAAGCGAUCCGGAGCCUGACUGUCGCGCAAUCUGAGGGUGAAGCCGAGUCCUUAACUUUCAGCAUUGGGAGCCACCACGACUCUACUAUGACCACCACUGCGCAACAGGGCUUUGACUUACCAUUCAUGACCCACGAUUUGAGGUGGCGGAAUCUACCUUACUUACCCAAACCUGAAGAUUUGAAAUUGCCUCCCAAAUACAUCGCUGAUAUGCUUGUUGGACUCUAUUUCGAACACUAUCAUUAUUCCUUUCCUGUGCUUUUUAAGCCUCAUUUUAUCGAAUCCUAUAGGCAGCUAUAUACAACGACCAGGGAGCCCGCGCAUGACAGUGGAUUCCUUUCCGUCUUUUUCGCAGUCUUGGCAUGCGUAUCGAAUUUAACAUCUUCCGAAGGCCCUAAUUCAACCUACCCAGGUUUGGAGUUCUACGAGAAGGCCUUGUUACUAUAUUACUCCUCCAAUGGAAAGAUUAGCAAAGCACAAACGCAAUGUUUGGCCCUGCUUUCCAUGUGUUGUUCUGGUUACAAUGAAGCAUCCACAAGCUGGCACUUUGCCGGACAAGCAGUCAGAUCAGCGCAGGAGCAAGGAUUUCACAUGAGUGAAUUGAUAUCUAUCCCUGAUGAUCCCCAUAAAGACGCAUCAUCGUCACUCGACGCCGAACUAGCCCGUAGAAUUUGGUGGGCCAUAUAUUGUCUUGAUAGAGUAACGUCUAUCUCUCUUGGGAGGCCUUCAGCCAUCAAUGAUAAUGACUGCUCAUGGGAACUGCCACUGCUGAUUUCCGACGAGCACUUGAUCGAUUCUCAUGCCUUAGAAAACACACCACAAGAUGGUCUAAGCUCACCAACUCCUUUGUCAGGUUUUAUCAGGUUUAUCCGUCUGUGCCAGAUAUCUGGCCAGGUACACAGCAUACAAGCACCUUCCGAAGUUAGAGAUCUUGGCCCAAGAGCUAGGCGAGGGCGGAUAAUGAAGCUCGCUUUGGAUCAAGAAAGGGACUUGGAAGACUAUGCCAAAGAAUUGUCAGAUAACUUGAAUGAUGCUUUUGCGAGUCGAAAGAACCCUUUCAGUCAACGUCAGACCAUCACUAAUUGCGUCACUGCUGCGAGAAACUGCAUCAACUCUGCUAUACUGGUUCGAGAUUUCGUCCCUCCCUCUCAUCUUUUGGCAUUGUGUGUUCACUACCUCAUUAUCUCUGGCCUUGUUCUGUAA
Aaosphaeria arxii CBS 175.79 is the source of this 1812-nucleotide messenger RNA. RefSeq lists its product as uncharacterized. The record is from RefSeq and is a predicted model, not a curated record. Gene Ontology annotation, molecular function: DNA binding; DNA-binding transcription factor activity, RNA polymerase II-specific; zinc ion binding. Gene Ontology annotation, biological process: DNA-templated transcription; regulation of DNA-templated transcription. Lineage: Eukaryota; Fungi; Ascomycota; Dothideomycetes; Pleosporales. The transcript is spliced from 7 exons. The coding region runs from base 1 to 1812 and encodes 603 amino acids.